AUGGCCAGCCCAAGGUCGUCUGCCCUUCUGGCGCUGCGGAGUCAGUCCUCCUCGUCGCAGCAGAGUCUCCAGGAGAGCUCCUCCACCAGUCAGUCGUCCAGCAUAGACCCCUUCAAGUUGGCGCAAAGUGACCUCGACAACCUCUUCAUCGACAUCCGAAAGGAGCUGAACACGGUGAUGCCUGAACUGAAGGAGAUCUCCAGCUACUACUUUGAUGGCCAGGGAAAGGCCAUUCGGCCGCUCAUCAUCAUCCUCACCGCACGUGCCUUCAACUUCCACCUGAGCGGCAAGUCGGAGCUGCUCAACUCGCAGAAGCGGGUCUCGCUGAUCAUUGAGAUGAUUCACACUGCCAGCCUUAUUCACGACGACGUCAUCGACUCUGCGGACACUCGCAGGGGAAAACCCUCCGUCAAUGUGCUCUGGGGCCAGAAGAAGUCCAUCUUUGCGGGUGACUUUGUCAUCUCCAGGGGCUCGCAGAUGCUGGCUCGGCUGAACAGUACUGUGCUGAUAUCACUUCUCUCGGAGGCCAUCAUCGACCUGGUCCUGGGCGAGUUCAUGCAGAUGGGCUCGAAGGAGGACGUCAACGAACGCUUCGCGCACUACAUUCAGAAGACGUUCAAGAAGACGGCCAGUCUGAUUGCGUACACCUGCAAGUCAGUGUCAUACCUUUCCGGUGCCAAUGAGGAGUUGCAGGAGGCGGCUUUUCAGUACGGCCGCAAUCUGGGCAUUGCCUUUCAACUGGUCGACGACCUGCUCGACUUUGUCUCGAACCAGGCCGAGCUGGGCAAGCCUGCCGCCAACGACCUCAAGCUAGGUCUGGCCACGGCGCCCGUCCUCUUUGCCUGUGAGAAGUUCCCCGAACUGAAUGAGAUGAUCAUCAGACGAUUCAGUGAGCCGGGCGACGUGGAGAAGGCCUACGAUGCGGUGAUGAAGAGCGACGGCAUCUACCACACUCGCAUGUUGGCUCGCAAGCACGCAGAUGAGGCAGCCCGCCACAUAGCUCAACUGGCAGACAGUCCGGAGAAGCAGGCUCUCAUGGUGCUCUGUGACAUGGUGCUCAAUCGCAAAAAGUAA
Messenger RNA from Rhagoletis zephyria (snowberry fruit fly), 1074 nucleotides. The record is from RefSeq and is a predicted model, not a curated record. NCBI's taxonomy places the organism in Eukaryota, Metazoa, Arthropoda, Insecta, Diptera, Tephritidae.